AUGGUGACCAGCAAGCGUGUGGCACGCUUCGCAAACGACUUUGGUUGGCAACUUUUUGAAGCAGAGCCCGAAAGGUACACCAGGGAAGAGCUGCUUGACUUGUGGGUAGCAUUUUGCGAGGAGCAGGGUACGUCUACCGGAGGUUUCAGCGGUGUGCUCUACUGGCUUCAGGUCUGGUAUGUCCUGAAGCCUGUUGGUCGCAGACGGGCCUCUUUCCGAGUGCUGCGGCCAGUGCAGAGCAAGUCUUGGAAGGAUCCAUGUCCUGGAGAGCUCGAGGGAAGCCUAGAAGGCCAGAGGCCUGUGGUGCCUGUGACCUUCGAGCGUGCACUGCAGCCCUCUUCGCUUGGGGCAGCUUUCAAGAAGCUGAAACAAUGUAGCAUGGCUGAGAUGCGAAAGCGUCUGAAGCAACUCUUGGAAACUCUGGAAGUUCCAUGCCUAAAGCUGUCGAGUGGCCUCCAUGGGACUCUUGAGAUAUCUCCCGAACACUUACAGAUUUGGCCUGAAAUCUUCAGCAACUUGCUCCAUGCGGAAGAGCUCCAGAUGAGCUUUGACAUCGGCAUGUACGACAUGCAUGUGAGGGAUCCAUUGGAGCCAACUUUCGCUGUGGGUGUUUCAAGGCUUUUUCGCUUGGAAGUGCCGGGGGUGGCCGAGAAGCGGCCCUCCGUUCUACGCGGGGAUGCUGUCUUGGUCAUCAGCAAAACGGGUCGCUUCAAGGCGUACGUGCACCGAGUUCAACUUGAUAGGGUGGAUCUGUCCUUUCAUGGCAGCUUUGACAACACGCCGCCUUUUGAAGUCAAGUUCUUUUUCACCAGAACUCCUUUGAAGUUGAUGCAUCGUGCCCUGAAAGAUACCAGAGAUCGGAUACCGUUCCUUUACAGCCGCAGCACUGCUCGCCAGACCCCUCGAGCACCAUCCCAGUCUCACGUUUUCACAGCUCUGGGCGAGUUGAACGAGGAGCAAAGGGACUUUGUGAGCGCAGUGGUACAGGCCAGGAAAGUCACACAGAUUGAGCUUUCCCUGGAAGAGAAGCUGCUGGCGGAGAAGCUCUCAGCCGACACAACGGAUGCUCGGGAGCGCCGAUUGGCGGAGUACGGAACCAGGAUUCUCUACCACCAGACGGAUGCCGCUUCUGCCGCAAAGAUCUUGGAAACAGGGCGAAUGUUCAGAGGCCGCUCUGGCGCUCUGGGCGGUGGCAUAUAUUUUGCCAAGACCCCUGAAGCCACGCACCGAAAGGCACAUAGCCACGGCCCAAUUCUAGUGUGCUCUGUGAAGCUUGGUCGAACCAAGGUUGUGUACGAAUGUGAUUCCAAUUUGACCUUCACUCAGUUGCAGAGGCAAGGUUAUGACUCUGUGCUGUACGAGGGGUUCAGCUCGGGUCCUGAGUACGUCGUCUACAACUUUGACCAGGUCAAGCCCCUAUGUAUGCAUGAUGACCAUGCGCCUUCGGUGAGGUUCCAUUUGCCUCUCGUGCUUUGGGGCCCGCCUGGCACUGGCAAGACCACUACGCUGGUCGCUGCAAUUCAACACGUUCUGGACAUACCCGGGGCCAAAGUGUUGGCCACUGCGCCGUCCAAUGCUGCAGCAGACUUGAUAUGCGAGAAGCUGAGCAAGAAGGGGAUUCGCAAAAUGCUCCGCCUGAACGGCAUGCUCCGCAAUGAAGGUGACGUUCCGAGCUCGGUGAAGCCCUUCACCAGCAAAGGUCUCGCCUUCGAUACAUUCAACAUCCCUACCCUUGCAGAACUUCAGCAAUAUAACGUCAUAGUCUCUACUUGCACGUCGGCUGGCUACUUGGCCAGUCGAACCAGCUUGCCCGGCUGGUUCACCCACGUGUUUGUAGAUGAAGCCGCGCAGGCUUUGGAGCCAGAGGUCUUGAUUCCAGCUAGCACAGCCGAACCCGGGGCCCUCGUGGUGCUCGCUGGCGACUUCAAGCAGUUGGGUCCGAUAAUACGGUCGCCGGAGGCUGCUCGCCUCGGUUUGGACACCCCGUUUCUGGACCGAAUUGUACAGCACAUUGGCAUCGACCAUCCGAGAGUUCACACGCUCUUGCGCUCUUACAGAGCCCACCCGAGUAUCCUCCAUAUCUACAAUCAAGUCACAUACGGCGGAAUGCUGAGAUGCUUGUGCCCUGAAAGCAGCCACGAUAUGGUUGGAUGGAGGUGUUUCCCCGUCAACGGGCACCCAGUCAUAUUCCAUCAUGUUUGUGGAACCGAAGCUCGAGAGACAACUUCUCCCUCAUGGUCCAAUCCAGAUGAGGUGGAGGUGAUCCGCGCCUACGUGCAGGAACUGAAAACCAAAGGUGUCUACGCAUCUGACGUGGGAAUCAUCACACCUUAUCAGCUACAGUGCAAGCGCCUUCAACUCAUGUGCAGAACGGAAUCGUUCCCAGCCCAGGUAGGAACCACGGAGCAAUUUCAGGGCCGUGAGAGCCGUGUCAUUUUGCUAACGACUGUGCGCUCUCGUCAAGAGAAUGAGGUUCCACAGGACCUGAAGUUCGCCCUCGGGUUUGUUGGUAAUGAAAAGCGCUCCAAUGUUGCUCUCAGCCGCGCUCGCUCUGCACUGGUCGUAGUGGGGAACUUACGGCUCCUGUCUGCAGACCGUCAUUGGCAUAAGAUCAUACGUCUGGCCAUGGACAAGGGCUACUGUGCUGGUCCGCCGUUUGAACUCCAAACGCCCUGGAUCAUCGACGGUCAGGCUUCUCAAGCAGUUGCCGGUGGAGCUGAGCAAGAGUUGGUGGCACGCGCUUGGCAGCGGUUCGAGUAG
Molecule: messenger RNA, 2760 nt
Organism: Symbiodinium sp. CCMP2592
Lineage: Eukaryota; Dinophyceae; Suessiales; Symbiodiniaceae
Source: the annotation of a GenBank genome assembly